This is a messenger RNA of Penicillium alfredii, 930 nucleotides long. Its product is annotated as sterol desaturase family protein. The coding region runs from base 1 to 930 and encodes 309 amino acids. The record is from RefSeq and is a predicted model, not a curated record. Gene Ontology annotation, molecular function: iron ion binding; oxidoreductase activity. Gene Ontology annotation, biological process: lipid biosynthetic process. Lineage: Eukaryota; Fungi; Ascomycota; Eurotiomycetes; Eurotiales; Aspergillaceae. The transcript has 3 exons.
AUGGAUGUGUUUCUGGAUAUUCUGGACACCUUUGUCUUUGAUCGAUGCUACGCAUUGAUCUUGCCCAACGGGAAAGGUCCAAGUAUCCCUACUCCAGGUCCAGACUUCUUGAAUCAAAAUGUGAGGGCGUAUUUCCCCCUCGAGCCGUCAAAAUGGGCAGAGGCAAGCGAGUGGAAACGAGAUCAUAUUGCUAGACAGGCCGUGUCAUUGUUUCUGAUUACAUGGAUCUUCGGAUUAUUGACAUACCUCGUCGGCGGCUUGAUCCUCUACCACACGAUCUUCGACAAGAAACUACUCCAGCACCCACGAUUCCUCCCAAACCAAAUCCAACAAGAAAUCAAACAAGGUCUAACCGCAAUGCCCGUCAUGGCCCUUCUCACAGCUCCCUUCUUCCUCGCCGAGGUCCGGGGAUGGUCGAAGCUAUACGAUUUCACGAGCGAGGCCCCAUUCCGCGCCUACACCUGCCUGCAAUUCCCGCUGUUUGUUUUCUUCACUGAUAGUGCUAUCUACUGGAUCCACCGCGGCUUGCACCACCCUCGUAUCUACCGCUGGCUGCACAAGCCGCACCAUAAAUGGGUCGUGCCGACGCCGUUCGCUAGCUAUGCCUUUCAUCCGUUCGAUGGCUGGUCGCAGAGCCUGCCGUAUCAUGUUUUCCCGUUGGUGUUUCCGCUGCAGAAGGCUGCCUACUUGGGACUGUUUAUUUUUGUCUCGAUGUGGACGGUGUUGAUUCAUGACGCUGCAUACCUGUCCGAGUCUCGAGUUGUCAACGGGUCUGCAUGUCAUACGAUGCAUCACUUAUACUUCAACUACAACUACGGACAGUUCACCACCUUCUGGGAUCGUCUUGGGGGAACGUACCGUAAGCCUAAGGCUGAUAGUUUCAUGUGCAUCCAUCAGCAGACCAAACAUAUCGGUGAUAAACAGGAUUGA